This is a messenger RNA of Emiliania huxleyi CCMP1516, 518 nucleotides long. RefSeq lists its product as hypothetical. NCBI's taxonomy places the organism in Eukaryota, Haptophyta, Isochrysidales, Noelaerhabdaceae. The annotation marks the transcript as partial. The record is from RefSeq and is a predicted model, not a curated record. The transcript has a single exon.
AUGGCAGCCAUGGACGACUCCUUCCGCCGCCUCCAGGAGGCCGCCGCUGCCGGCGCCGGGUCGCUCGGCGCUGGCUCGGGCUCAAACGACCAAACGAUGGAGUACAUGCUCCUGGCGACCGCCGCCUGCUACCUCGGCGUCUUUGCGCUGCUGGGAGUCUGCGCGUUCACCUCGCGCCGCGAGCGCCAGCCGCCCGAGCUUCCUCUGCGUGCGCCGCAGUUCCAGGACUCGGGGGAGCAGCCCUUCAACAAGACGCCCGUCGCGGACCUGGACAUGGUUUGGCGAAAGGCCUUCUUGCGCAAGGUGUACGCGAUUCUCGGAGUGCAGCUCCUCACGACGACGGCGCUGGUCGCGACGAUGAUGAUGAAGGGAGGCGCCGACCUGAUCACGUGGGUGCAGUCGGAGGGACGCUGGACGAUGUGGACCGCGAUGAUCGGCUCCUUCGUCUCGCUCUUCGGCCUGCAGUGCGUGAGGCACAGGACGCCGCACAACAUGCUCGUGCUCGGCGCCUUCACGCU